UCCGGAAGCAAGUGCCCGUUGAUUCACGAUUCACCUCUGCACGCACAGGUAGACUCAAGUUUAGGUCGCUAAGACGCCUGGAUUUAAUAUUUCCAGCUGAAAUCGACAAUUGCCAUCAGCGCACGUGCUACUUUGUAUGGCCUAAAUGUCUGAUCCGAUCAAGGAGGGUUUUUCUCAGAUCGAGCUGAAUAAGACGGUAUGGGAGGUGCCGAGCCGAUAUCAAAUGCUGUCUCCGGUUGGGAUGGGAGCGUACGGGCAAGUGUGCUCCUCGCAUGACAAUAUGGUGGGAACCAAGGUCGCCAUCAAGAAGCUUGCCCGUCCCUUCCAGACAGCGAUCCAUGCCAAGAGGACGUACCGAGAGAUUCGCAUGUUGAAACACAUGCACCAUGAAAAUAUCAUUGGCUUGUUGGAUCUAUUCACACCUCAGACGUCAUUUGAACGCUUCCAGGAUGUAUAUUUGGUGACACCAUUGAUGGGUGCUGACCUCAACAACAUCCUGAAGACACAGAAGCUGAGUGACGACCAUGUACAAUUUCUAGUCUACCAGAUACUCAGAGGGCUCAAAUACAUUCAUUCUGCAGGCAUAAUACACAGGGAUUUAAAGCCAAGUAAUAUUGCUGUAAACGAAGACUGUGAACUGAAGAUCCUGGACUUUGGCCUGGCCCGCCACACAGAGGAUGAGAUGACUGGGUACGUGGCGACACGAUGGUAUCGGGCGCCCGAGAUUAUGCUCAACUGGAUGAGAUACACGCAAACAGUGGACAUCUGGUCAGUCGGAUGUAUAAUGGCCGAGAUGCUGACCAGCAGACCCCUGUUCCCCGGAACAGAUCACAUUGAUCAACUGAACAAAAUCCUGUCGCUGGUCGGCACCCCUGGCCUUGAGCUGCUAGACAGCAUAGAGAGCAAAGAUGCCAGGAAUUAUAUUGCUCAAUUACCAAAGUGGAACAAGAGAGACUUCAAGGAGCUCUUCAUAGGUGCCAGUCCGGAUGCCAUCAUGUUGCUGGAGAUGAUGUUGAACCUGGACGCCAAGAACCGUCUGACUGCGGAAGAGGCUCUGGCACACAAGUAUCUAGGUCAGUACGCAGACCCAACUGACGAGCCCACAUCAGCUCCCUUUGACUGGGGCUUCGAGGACAGUGAUUACAGUAUACCAGAGUGGAAAAAUUUAGUAUAUCAGGAGGUAGAAGUUGGGCAUUUAAAGACGGUGGACUGAGUUCGUGAGUGAAAGCUGCCAGCGGUUUGGAGGAAGAGGUUCCUCGAGAGUAAUCAUCCCCCAGUCAUUAAUCUUCAUCUCCAUCUUCAUCUGUGCUCGGACUUCAUCGCCUCCCUCAUCACACGGCGUACCCGGAGUGCUGCUGAGAAGUCACUAGAGAGUGGACAGUUGUGGACGCAAGUCACUAUAGUAUUGUGGGGAGGUGGGCUGAAGGUGGACAGUAUUCAGCAAGAAACAUGGAGGCUAGUUUAGUUUAUGGCAUGGUGUAAUCGACAUGGUAGUCUUUGUGUAAACAUGACCUACACUCCCACUUAAAUCAUAGCUGUGAUAUUUGUCAGAGAUUUUAUCAAAAGUUGUAUUGUACACGGAAGUUAUGUCUAGGUGAAUCUUUUUGUAUGUGUCCAAGGUUAAGAACAUUUGUCAGAAAAUAUUUUUUGGCACAUACAAGAAGAAGAUCAACAACAGUAAAAUGUAAAUUAAUAGUUCUCUGGACUCUGAUUUGCAGAUUUUGUGGUGUGGGGUUGGGUUCUUUUUGGAUUUAUGCAGACUCCAAUAACACCCUCGCCCAAAUAACUUUGUGUUCUUAAUGUAUACAUGUAAACACAAAUACACAAACACACACACACACACACACACACACACACACACACAUGCAAAGAAUUUGAAACCCCAUCCUUUAAGAAAGUCAUUCCUCCUCUGAAUAUUACUAUUACUUUUAAGAUAGUUCCUAAUUUUCAUUCAACAAGAUAAAAUUUGGGAUGUGCCUUAUCGGACAUUUGUAACUUUACAGUCAAUGCAACGGAGGCUGUACUUAAGAUUUGUUUUCCAGCCUGCCUUGAGGUGCACACAUUCGUGCUUCAGUUUCAUGGCCGAGGCAGGAUAUGUUGACAGAAAUUCAGGGAUGGCAAUUUUCCCAUGGAUUUUAUGUCAAAUUGUUCAGUUGUGAAUCGUCUAAAUCCAUUGAGAAACCCUCAAAUCGAUGACACAAUAUUACGUUUUCAGCUGAAAAUAGAUUUUCCUGUUGCCAUCCCUGGAAAAUACACUGAUUGGUAUAGAGCCAUAGUGAACAGCCAGGACGUGACUCAACUGAAGGUCUUACUGAAAACAUAUGGAUAUUGUAUAUUUGGAACACAUUUGAUAUAGGCCGUAUUUCCAUAUCAUGUCUUAUAGACAAUUUAGAUCCUCUUGAAUACAAGUUGCAACAUGGUAUCUUACCUGGAAUGAAUGUUUUGUAUAUUGAAAUGUUGUGUACAUGGUCGAAAGUUUGUCAUGACGAUGGCAUGUGGAUAGAUAGUUCCUUGCCAUGAACUUGAUUGUACAGAGAUGGAGAGAGUUGUCAUGAAUCAUCUGUGUUGUCAGAGAGCAGAGGGACGUGGGUUUGGAGUGAGAUGUUUGUAAGGUGGACAGUCUAUGAGUGACGGUUAGCUCAGUGGAGAAGGUGUUUCCUGCAUCACAAGGUAUGGGCUCAGUUCCAGAUACGGUUCAUUAUCAGUGGUUUGUAUUCACGCCCUCCCCAUCCAACCACUGCAAAAUGUAAGGUUGUCAUGGAAACUCAAUUGAUGCUGUAUCUGUACACAGAACAAGACUAUAGAAGCCUGUAAAGAUAAAGUCGGGGAUAUUCAAACACAUUAGUGAAAUGAUGUUCAAAGGCCUAAAAUGAAUGUUUUACUCUGAAAUACUAUAAGUUCUAAGUCUCACACAGAAGGAAAUGCAUGAUUAUCUUUUGUUGUUGACAUUACAUGUUGUCAUAGGGGUCUAUCCAAAAUAGCUUAAAUCAAUCGAGCAAAUUGUUUUGAAAAAAAGCAGGUGUCUGUGACCUAAAGAUAAUUUGCAGAUUGUAUAUAUUGUCAAGGUGUGUAGGUGUCAGGCCCAGGUCCAAUCAGUGGGGCUGUAGUUGUUAUGUUGAAACUGCCUGGUCAGUCACCAUAUCCAUAUAUACAUAGGGAACCCUGAAAGUUUAAUGUUUCAUGUUAAUGGUCAACAAGAUAAGUACAAUCUUUGUAUGCAUUACAAAGCAUUAAUGUGUAUGAAAGGACAGAGUUUCUGACAAUUCCAUGGUGACCAUCGUCACAGACUGGUACUGUAGCUGACAUAAUUGUCUGGAGGUUGUUCAUCCCUCAUCUAUUGUGGGUGAGUUCUUUAAUGGUCUUGAAGAUAAGAUACAAAAUGCUGAUCUAAUUGUGAUGGUUAAAAGGUGAUUGACUGUGUGUUUAGCAACUUGGUAUUCUUGCCAGGCUGAAUGUGGCACAAAGUCUUGCUGUCCAACUCCGUGCUCAAGGCAUCAAGUAUUAUGGGUCCUUGAGUAAUGCUCACCUUAUUUCCAAACUGAUGUGUUGUCAGGAAGGUUGACUACAAUAUAUCUGUAAAAAAAAAUCCAAUCUCAGAGUUUUAAGAUUAACACGUCCGUGAGGUGUAAUAUUCCUUCAUGUGUCCCCAUCUUGGCAAGUCCAGACUAAGAAGAGUUCACUUUAUGAAGGGUCCAGAUUUACAAGGGUUCACUGUAUACAGGAUUCAGAUUGAUGAGGUUUCACUCAUACAGGGUUCAAACUAACAAGGUUUUAUUGUAUGCAGGGUCCAGACUAAAGAUGUCUACUGUGUGAAGGGUUCACAGUUUAGGGGGUCACUAUUUGUGUCAGCAACAAUGGUUCAGUACAACACUUUGUUUAGAAAUGGGGAGUUUUUACUCAAGCCAUGUCAAGUAAUAUGUAUAUUUGAAAGUAUAUUUUCAGUAAAACCCAGAUGUACAUAAUACAUAGUCUACAUUUGUCCCAAAGUUCAUGUGAAUGUUGUUUUAUGUCUUUUUAGUGGACCUGUUCCAUACAAAAUGUCUUAAGACCAGAUGCACAAAAUGGAUGUUUCGCUCAAUAUUUUGUUUUUCACUAUAGUUUAAAAAGAUGAGAGAAAAAAAAUCAACCAAAAUGUUAAUUUUGAAAUAUGUCGAGUCUUUGCAUAGGAUGUAUAGCAUUUUACAUCAGAUAAUGUUUUACACAAUGAAUACAUAUGUAGUGUUAUGUCAGGGAUAGUUUCAUGAAUGCAAUAUUUAAACCUGGCACCUCAUGGAUAACACUUGCAGAAACUGAUAUCUUUGAAAUGGCACCAACUCUGGGUGCUAUAGUGCAUAUCCAGGCCAUGUUUUGUAUCAGAGUAUAGGCGUCAUUGUGCUGAUUCAAGUUUGAAUAAAAUUGUGAUCUCAUGAAAUAAGAAUAAUGAAAUGAAGAAUCUUUGGGUAUAAAAUGGUAUCUGCAGAUAGACUUGUCUUUUGUGUCCAACCACAUUGCCACUGACUGGUGGGGUGUUUCAGGUGGGAGGAUGGCUGUUUGUGGGGCAGGAAAGUCUAAGGGGAGAUAAUUAGUGAAACUUUGCAUUUCAAUUAUGGAUCAUGAUUCAACAUGGGGUAACAGAAAAUGUACUCUGCGCAUUUCUUUUAAUGUAUGAUUUGGUUUAACUGUAAUUUAAGUAUGUCAAAUAUGUCUACAAAUAAUCAGACAUAUGCCUAUUUGUAUAAUAUCAUUAAAGCUUGUUACAGUAAGUGCAAAGAUACCAAGAAAAACAUGCACAAAAUAUCUUUGAAAUAUGUUUUAAAAAAACAAGACUUGGGAGAUUUAUAUGAAAAGAAAUCAUGUAUUUGUCCUUUGAAGAAAUUCUUUGAUAUAGAAAGUAAAUGUUUUUGUAUAAUAGUUCAAUUUACUGAUAUUUUAAGAAAAUAUGCAUAUGUUUUCGCAUUUGAACACCAUCCACUUCAAUUGAAAAGAUUAUCUGUAAACCAAGAAUCGAAAAAGGCUGUGAAGGGAUAUGAAGGCGCCGGCUAACAUUCAGUAGAUGGUUUCUUCAUUAUUUAUAUAGCAUACUUGUCAUCACCAAAUUCCAUUCAGUGAUCAUAGCGCGGGGUACAUUCACGGUGUCACCAAGCACAGAUUAUGUGUUCAUCAUAGUGAGUAAUUGUACAUAUGUGUAGACACUUUAAUCAAGAAAUCACAAGAUUGCUUUGUUUGUACAUAGAUGCCAGCACCUUUUGUUGUCAAUCUGUUUAAAAUUAGAUGUCAUUCUCCAGUUUGAUGUUAGAAACACUGAAACUCUCCAUAGGUCACAUCUUUUAAGUUAAGAUGUCAUCUUUGUGAAAUAUUUGACUCCCUUGUCAAGCUUGGAUUUUAAGACACAAGCAGUGAGAUAAAAUACACACACAACAUACCAACCGCUAGUAUUAGUCCUCAAACAGAACUU
Messenger RNA from Haliotis rubra (blacklip abalone), 5434 nucleotides. RefSeq names its product mitogen-activated protein kinase 14-like. The record is from RefSeq and is a predicted model, not a curated record. Gene Ontology annotation, biological process: intracellular signal transduction; protein phosphorylation. The coding region runs from base 146 to 1213 and encodes 355 amino acids. Gene Ontology annotation, molecular function: MAP kinase activity; ATP binding. The transcript has 13 exons. Gene Ontology annotation, cellular component: cytoplasm; nucleus. NCBI's taxonomy places the organism in Eukaryota, Metazoa, Mollusca, Gastropoda, Lepetellida, Haliotidae.